This is a messenger RNA of Colletotrichum destructivum, 1136 nucleotides long. Its product is annotated as Putative HotDog domain superfamily protein. Lineage: Eukaryota; Fungi; Ascomycota; Sordariomycetes; Glomerellales; Glomerellaceae. The transcript is spliced from 2 exons. The record is from RefSeq and is a predicted model, not a curated record. Bases 831 to 1136 code for a protein of 101 amino acids.
GACACUGUAAUCUCUGUAGGUCCUCCGAUACCCAAAGUAAAUUGCAAGUCUUGACGAGAACUGGUUGUGUUUGUGUUGGUUCGGCGGUGGUCAGUCCAUCAAAAGUACUUAUUCUGAUCCUCAGAUCAAAUCGCACGGAGGCGAAAUGUAGAUUUGCCGAUGUCUUGGUGCUGUCGGCGCCGCCGAUAGGCACAACCGUGAGAUGGUGUUAGUAGUGUUGGUCGUGUUGGUCGUGUUGGUGACUGUGGUAGAACCCAUGCAGGAAAGAUAUGCGCGAAGCACAAGAAAUUGGGCCAGUUUCUUAUCUAUGUAAUUAGCAGAUGCAAAGCUGGUGCUUUUACGUAAAGAUAUUUCUGUACACCCAACGGUAUAUUUCUCACACAAGAUCUUGAAUUUUCCGCAUCCUGCCAAACUUGGUAUCCUGUGGCAUCAAUCCAUUCAGCUAUACAGAGAAGAUAGAUGAGAGUUAAUCGAUAAAGGUUUACAAGAGUGCAUCUUUGGGGCAAGCUAUUUUUGACACACAGACACAUAUACACAUCAAGAGUAAAUGUAAUUUGCCCAAUGUUGCCGCCCAUUAGCGUAUAAGUCAAGCCCGAAUUCGGACUCAACGACAUAGACGUAUUCUUUCGUCCCCUCCUCAGACCUCUCUACCAACUUGAACUAAAACGACUUACUUUUCUAAAAAAAAUAAAAAUAAAGGUAAGAUAUCUUUUUCAAGACUCUCGCGCUAAACGGCCUCUCGUGUUCGUUUGUACUCUUCAAAAUCACCAGUUUGAUGCAAACCGACGUCGAGACGCCAACCGCUGGACCGCCGACGAGAUGGAAACGCCAUGGAAGUCGCUCUCCACGCAGCGGCCGCGGCAUCGACCUCACAGUCCGUAACAAGGAUAUCCGGAGUUCUACCUGACCGCGGCCUCGUUGUCGUUCCCGCCACCGCCUUGUACGUCCUCGGGCCCCACCUGGCCGGCCAACCGAGCGUCCUGCACAGCGGCGCUUCUGCCGCUGUUGCCCCGGCCCGCAAGGCCGCUGUGACCGUUACUCUGGAGAUGACUUAUAGAGCCCUCAUUCGCCUGGACGCAAAUGGCAACUGGGAAGUGGUGGCGGCUUGUGUGCGUGUACAUUUAUUCUUCUGUUGA